GCCAGCUAUGACACGCACGCGUCGCGCGCGACUCAGUACCGCACGCGUACGUUCGUUCCACGUAACUUUAUUGUCACUUGAUAGAAUCGCGCGCGGCAAGUGAAAUGUGAGUGAACCCUGGACGUGUGUCGGUGUUUAAAAAUGCGCCCGCCGAAUCUGAAUGACAAUGACGCUCCGCCGGUGUGACAGCUUGCCCACGCGACUUCGGGAGGCGCCCGUCCCUGCCGGCACAGAACCCCGACCCCGACUCGAAAAAAUCUCAGACUCAAACACUGUCCCAAAUUUCAAAGACGCGCCUGAUCGCGACCAAGUUAUCGCAACUUGGAAGUCCCUUCACAAGGACGUCAAGAAAAUAAAAAAUGGCUUCCACGCAAAAAACGAACCAUCCAACCGGGGAGCGAACAAAAAGGAAUCCAUUACGAACAAUUUCAUUCCAGCUUUCGCGUGCAACAAUAGAAACAUUCGAAGGAAAAUCACUUAUGAUAAUCGACAGGUCGGGGCCAACCAUGAGGCGGACCGAAGUGGAUCUUUCCCUUUGGACCCUGGCCAAGCAAAGUCGAUGGACCGAGGCGCAGCGCGCAAAAAGACUCUAUUGCAGCGGCUUCUCACCUGGAGAGCGCAGGAGUGCGAUUGCCGAGAAAAGUACGUACCUAAACGGCCGUCGCCGAGGAUUACUGCCGAAGACUUGUUGUGUACCUGUGGUGCUAGUGCUGUGCGCUUCCAAAUUCCGGACAAGAGCUCUCAAUUUACAGAGCGCGGGCGGUCUAAGAGUGUUGGUUAUGAAGCUGCAAGAGAAGUGACUCAAUUUCGACGGUGCGCUAGUGCUGGUGCUACGGUGGGCGCGGAGACGGCGGCAGCUCUGAGAGCACGCGCUGCUCUGACGCUAGCGCGGCGAUACUACCCAGAAGGCGGGUGGGGAUGGACCAUCACGGUGGUUGGAACCAUCGUGCAGGUGCUCUCGCACGGCCUGCAGCUGGGCGGCGGACCAGGCGCCAUCGCCUGUACCGCUGCCGUCAAAUAUAGAGUAUCCCCUCUUUAUACACAUGGAUGCCUGGGCGCAUUGUCGGCGGGCGUGGCGCUUGCGCUGUCGCCAGUGACGGUGGCGCUGUGCGUGCGCAAGUCGACGCGCGUCACCGCCGUAGUGGGGGGACUGGUUGCGGCUCUCGGCUGCCUCUUCACCUCCUUCGCCACGCAGUUCCACCAACUGUUCUUCAGUUAUGGCACCGUGGUAGGCGUUGGCGUGGGUUUAACAAGAGACUGCUCGACGCUGAUGGUGGCGCAGUACUUCAAGCGGAGACGAGAGCUGGUGGAGAUCUUCAUCGUCAGCGGCAGCGGGCUCGGCAUCGCCGUCAUGUCUACCUUCAUCAAAGGUGUUAUCAGAGCAAUUGGCUGGCGACUAGGACUGCAGGCUGUGACUGGGGUCGUGUUCGUGACCUUCAUACUGGGCACAUUCUACCGUUCAGCUUCACUCUACCACCCGCAACGGCGAGCCAUCCUCCACCUCAAGAAUCAGAAUAAAAUCAAGAGGAAGAUGAAGGAUAAGAACAAGUCCGACGACAGACAACCCUUCUUUGACUUCUCUACGCUAAGGUCCAAGACUGUCCGAAUCCUGUUAAUGUCUACCGGGAUAUCAGCAUUUGGGAUCAAUACGCCAAUAUUUUAUUUAGCUUAUCACGCUGAGGAAGAAGGUCUAGGCGACACAGCGGAGCUGCUUCAAGCAUACCUAGGUUUAGCCUGGGCAGUGGGCUGCGCGGCGUUUGGAUUGCUAGUGCGACAGAAUUCAGCGGAGUGCAGAAUUGCGCGCCAGUAUCUCACACAGGCAGCAGUCUUCGUCUGUGGACUGGCCACCAUGGCUUUGACUGCUGUGGAGGGAUCCUAUAGGGGAUAUGUUAUGUUCGCGUGGAUUUAUGGUAUAUUCUGCGGCGGGUACCACUACUCUCUGAAGAUGUACACGUACGAGCGAGUGCGGUCCCGCAACUUUGCCCGUACGUGGGGCUUCGUGCAGUGCUCGCAAGCUGUGCCCAUUGCUAUAGGAGUGCCACUAUCAGGGUACAUAAACGUGGGUUGCGGCGGUAAGGCGGGAUACUACUUCAGUUCAACUUGUUCCCUCAUCGGAUCACUCUCCCUAUUCUGUAUCGACCUGCAUCGCCGCAGCGUCGCACAUAAACAAACCAAAGAAAAUGGCGGCACGGCAAACUGCGAUUCCGCGUGCGGGCCGUCUCGGCGCAGUCGCAGCCGCGAGCGUGACCGGGAGCCGCGGGCCGCCGCGGGCGCCGCCACUGCCUUAGUUCUAGGAGCAGAAUUAGUAGCGCCGGGUCGCGCAGGUCGUGACCUGUUACUGGACAGCAUUGGCCCGGGGUCACUGGGGUCGCCGCCAGCCAACGUGCCUCCAGAACUGACCUGCAUCAGCGAGGAGGGCGGUCUCGACCUGGACCUGGACCUCGACAUACCGGAACAUUUUCUGGAGGAUCUGGAGUGCGGCGGUGACUGUAUCACUAGUUGUAACAAGGUGGAAAACUAUCUGAUGCUAAGCGAGUAUGAGAACAACUUGAUAGCAGAGUUGCCAACAUUGAACGAGCGGCGCGGGCGGCGCUGGUCCGUGGUGGUAGGCAACCCCAACCCCGGCCUACCCGACCACAACCGCACACCAGAACACAAGAACUCCCUCAAAUGGAAGAAAAAGUGCCAUAACUCCAACAACCGACUCAUCACAGUGAUCAACGAGGCCUCGCUAUAAAACACCUAGUGAAAUAAUGUGGAGACAAUAAAUAGAAAUUAGUGUACCUAUUUAACCUCAUUAAUUUAUUUGAUG
Pectinophora gossypiella (pink bollworm) is the source of this 2812-nucleotide messenger RNA. Its product is annotated as monocarboxylate transporter 10-like. The coding region runs from base 161 to 2737 and encodes 858 amino acids. Gene Ontology annotation, molecular function: monocarboxylic acid transmembrane transporter activity. NCBI's taxonomy places the organism in Eukaryota, Metazoa, Arthropoda, Insecta, Lepidoptera, Gelechiidae. The transcript has 12 exons. Gene Ontology annotation, biological process: transmembrane transport. The record is from RefSeq and is a predicted model, not a curated record.